Molecule: messenger RNA, 621 nt
Organism: Rotaria sp. Silwood1
Lineage: Eukaryota; Metazoa; Rotifera; Eurotatoria; Philodinida; Philodinidae
Source: the annotation of a GenBank genome assembly
AUGCUAAUAAUUGGCUUAAUUGGUUCAUUAUCGAGUGGUAAACAUUUAAUUGCUGAUAUCCUUCAUGAACAAUACGAUUUCGUUAUACUGGAGUACAAAGAUUUUAAGAAGAAGAAAGAUCAUACAGCUAAAGAAUGUCUUUCAAAAGUGAAAGAAACAUGGCCAAAAAAUGUUGUAAUUGUGGGUAUCGAUUCAUUGAAAGCGAUGACCGAAAUUCGUGAUAAUCCUCAAUUUUUCCCAAUUGCUAUUGAGGGACCAUUAAUACUACGAUUUCAGCGUCAAAAACAUCCGAUAAUUCACUCUUUGGAAAUGUUUGUUCAAUUAGAUGAUUAUUUAAUGUUUGGGUUAAGUUCUAACGAACAAUAUAUUGAAAACAUGUUAGAAAAUCUGCACUUAGAUAGUAAAGAUAUAUCACCAUUAAACAAAUGUAUGGACUCUUGUGAUUUACGAUUGAUUAAUGAUACAAACGAUCGAAGGAAUUUGGAAAAGAAAUUAGCAGAUUUAUUAUCAGUCAAUUCAAAAGAUCAACAAUCAACAACGACAAUAAAAUUAUUGUGUCCGAAUUGGGAUCAAUAUUUUUUAAUGUUGGCUUGGAUUACAGCUUCUCAGUUAGUAUCAUAA